AUGUCGUUUCGCAAGCAAGUUACCCCAGUCUCUGCACAACUUGUCUCAUUUGAGACAGACAUCCCACCAGCGGUCAUCUUGAAACGCUUGGAUAACAAUCUGAAUCGCGAUGAGGCGAGCCAGUUAGUCCCUUUGCUACAGCAGGCGAAGACAAGGGAGGAAAUCGAGAAUGGGAUGCAAUGUCUUUUCAAGGAGUGUGGGUUCAUAUUCUUCUCCGCCAUCCCCCAACACAGGUGGAUGGCAAAAUAUCACAACAAGAAUUUCCCCGUCAUCGUGACUUACACGUUCGGUAACCCCAUCACCGCCCAAGGGAUCAUGCAGAUCGAUCCACGGGCUGCCGUCCACCUUCCUCCCAGACUGCUGGUGUUGGGGAAUGAAAACGACACCGGGACAAGCAUCCUUUAUUGCCUCCCCUCUUCAAUCAUGCAAAUAGAUCACGACAAGGGAUUGAAAGACGCUCUAGAAGGCCUCGAUGCGAAACUCGAGAAUUUCAUUGUGAAUUAUGUGCUAUGUGAUACAGAGGAUGGAGAGGAUUCGACGAGUCAAUCGCCGAGUUUGUAG
Molecule: messenger RNA, 561 nt
Organism: Pleurotus ostreatus (oyster mushroom)
Lineage: Eukaryota; Fungi; Basidiomycota; Agaricomycetes; Agaricales; Pleurotaceae
Exons: 2
Coding region: 1-561 (186 amino acids)
Source: RefSeq, a predicted model, not a curated record